AUGAAGGCAUCUGCAAAGAAAUACGAUCGCCAGCUUAGAAUAUGGGGUGCUCAUGGCCAGACAGCCUUAGAGGCAGCUCGAGUGUGUGUCCUAGGAAGCGCUUGCACAGCAACAGAGACAUUGAAAAAUCUGGUCCUUGGCGGCAUUGCUAGCUUCACAGUGAUCGAUGACGCCAAAGUUCAGGCUUCUGAUCUCGGCAACAAUUUUCUGCUGGAAGCCUCAGCCCUGGGGCAGAACCGAGCAGCUGCUGCGACAGAACUUCUACUAGAACUGAACGAAAACGUUGCAGGAUCUUACGUAGAGGAAUCCCCCGAACACCUGCUGGCCAGCAAUCCUCGCUUCUUUGCUGAUUUUCAGCUCAUAUUGGCAACGCAGAUGACAGAGAGCAUCCACAUCAAGCUUGACCAAAUCUGCCGGGAUCUGCAAAUACCAUUGAUCUGCAUCAGGUCUUAUGGCCUGGUGGGAUACCUACGAGCCAGCCUGCCAGAGCACACAGUCAUCGAGUCAAAGCCAGAGAACAAAUUGGAGGACCUGAGGUUCAACAAGCCAUGGCCAAAACUUGAGGAGUAUGCAGCUUCCAUGGAUCUUGAGAACAUUGACGACGUCACUCAUCGACAUGUCCCCUAUGGUAUUCUGCUUUUGAAGGCAGUGCAGCAAUGGCAGAAACAGCAUGGGAGUAUUCUGCCUGCGUCAGGAAAGGAGAAAGCGGCAUUUCGAUCCAUGCUCAAGUCAUGGCAGAGGUGUAUAGAUGGGGUUCCUAUCGAGGCUGAAAACUUUGGAGAGGCUAUCAGCAACGCUCACAAACUCUUUUAUCCUCCGACCAUACCCCCUGAAGUGAAGCAGAUACUGGAAGACGAGCGGACAAGCCUGACUGCGAGCUCUUCAGACUUCUGGAUCCUGGCAGCGGCGUUGAAGCAAUUCGUGUAUGACGACAACGGUGGUGAUCUACCGCUCGAGGGCUCCAUUCCAGACAUGACAUCCACAACGGACAUGUACCUGCAGCUGCAGAGGCUGUACCGUGAGCAGGCUGACCUGGACAUCAGCGCUGUUGAGAGGCACAUGCAUGUGCUGCUGAAAAACAUCGGGCGCAGUCCUGCCUCCAUCCCGCGUUCCUCUGUCUCAGCUUUUGUGAAGAAUGCGCGCAACUUGAGGGUUGUGCGAUACCGCACCCUGGAGGAGGAGCUGCAGGCAGAGACAGUGCGAAGCGGGGCUCUGAGGCAGGCGCUGGCAGCCGAAGACACAGUAGCAAAUGCAUCGCUCUACCUGCUGCUGCGCGCGGUGGACCGUUUCCAAGGAACCUACCACCGCUUUCCUGGCACCUUUGAUGGUGAGCUUGAAGAGGAUGUGGCCCUUCUGAAGACAACAAUGGCUUCGGUCGCGGCUGACUCUGGCGUGGGCACGGCCGCUGUGUCUGACGACCUGAUUGAGGAGAUGGUGCGAUUUGGAGCUUCGGAGUUGCACGUUGUUGCUGCCAUCAUGGGCGGGAUCGCUGCUCAGGAGAUCAUCAAGUUCAUCACCCGGCAGUUUGUGCCUGUGGGAGGCACGCUGAUAUACAACGCCAUGGCAAGCACAAGUUCUGUGCUCCGUGUCUGA
Coccomyxa subellipsoidea C-169 is the source of this 1593-nucleotide messenger RNA. RefSeq lists its product as hypothetical. Gene Ontology annotation, cellular component: cytoplasm. The coding region runs from base 1 to 1593 and encodes 530 amino acids. Lineage: Eukaryota; Viridiplantae; Chlorophyta; Trebouxiophyceae; Coccomyxaceae. Gene Ontology annotation, molecular function: NEDD8 activating enzyme activity. The transcript has 10 exons. The record is from RefSeq and is a predicted model, not a curated record. Gene Ontology annotation, biological process: protein neddylation.